Molecule: messenger RNA, 1530 nt
Organism: Naegleria lovaniensis
Lineage: Eukaryota; Heterolobosea; Eutetramitea; Acrasida; Naegleriidae
Exons: 1
Coding region: 1-1530 (509 amino acids)
Biological process (GO): mRNA splicing, via spliceosome
Cellular component (GO): Prp19 complex; precatalytic spliceosome; catalytic step 2 spliceosome
Molecular function (GO): protein binding
Source: RefSeq, a predicted model, not a curated record
AUGCAAGAACCAAUUCCGAACCAUCCAGAUGAUUGGAAAAAGAGAUUAACGCUUCGGAUGGAACAAGCUGAAAAGAUGUUUCAAUUUGAGCCUUCUGCAACAAAAGUUGACAAUCUAUUUUCGGGAUGUGUGGAUCCGUUAUCAAUUAAAUUGAAAAUGAAUAAUUACAUGAUUGAUCGUCCGUUGAGUCAAACAAACCAAGGAUUGAAAACCAAUAUGAAAGUGAGACAAAUAAUUAAAGAUGCCCAACCCACAAAAGAGGAAACUGUUCUGUCUAAACGAAAAUUGGAUCAAGUUUCUUCUAGCUCCUCUGCUGUUGGAUCAUCCUCGACUGCUUUGCAAUUAUUUGAUGACAAAAAAGAUCAAGCUACGACAUCAAUUGUUUUACACACCCCACAACGCGUUGAGGACACCCAAAAAGCCAUGGUUGCCUUUGACAAUUCUUAUUAUUCAUUGGAUGGAAAAGAUGAAUUGACACGAUCGUUAAUUUUGCAAGAAAAACGAAGAAGAAAAGAAAUUGAACAAAAACCAAAGUGGCACCCACCUUGGAAGCUAAUGAGGGUUAUCAGUGGUCAUACUGGAUGGGUGCGAGCCAUCAGUGUCGACAUCAGCAAUGAAUGGUUUGCUACUGGAUCCAAUGACAGAACAAUCAAGAUAUGGGAUUUAGCCUCAGGUGAACUUAAAUUAACUCUUCCUGGUCACACCUCAACUGUUAGAGAUCUUGUUGUGUCAGAUCGAUCUCCUUAUUUAUUCUCAGUUGGAGAAGAUAAAAGCGUUAGAUGUUGGGAUUUAGAAACAAACAAAUGUAUAAGACAGUAUCGAGGUCAUUUAAGUGGAGUGUAUUGUUGUGCAUUACAUCCAUCACUAGACCUGUUGGCUACUGGAGCAAGAGAUAGUAGUUGUAGAAUUUGGGAUAUUAGAACAAAAAAAGAAGUAUUUCUGUUAACAGGACAUGAGUCGACAGUUGCAUCAGUAUUGUCUCAAGAGCAUGAACCUCAAGUCAUUACUGGAUCAAUGGAUUCUACAAUAAGGCUAUGGGAUUUAAAAACAGGAACCACCCGUACUACCCUUACUCACCACAAAAAAUCUGUAAGAACAAUGACCCUUCAUCCAACUGAAUAUACUUUUGGAAGCGCUUCUGCAGACUCAAUUAAGAAGUGGAAAUGCCCAGAAGGAAAAUUCAUGCUUUCUUAUGAAGGAACAAAUGAGGAUGUCAUUAUUCAUGCCAUGACAGUAAAUAAUGAUGGAGUAUUGGUGUGUGCAGCAGACGACGGUACUUUAGACUUUUGGGAUUGGAAAACUGGACACCAUUUUAGCUCUACCAAAAACAUUCCUCAACCAGGCUCGUUAGAUUCUGAAUCCGCUGUGUUGGCAUGUAAAUUUGAUAGAAGUGGAGCUCGAUUAAUCACUGGAGGUGCUGAUAAAUCUAUUAAGAUUUAUCGUCCCGAUGACACGGUAAUGCCACCUACAGAAGAGGAAAACGAGCAAAAGUUUUACAUUUCUAAUUUAUUUGGAAAGAAAAAAUACUAG